Trifolium pratense (red clover) is the source of this 500-nucleotide messenger RNA. RefSeq names its product 39S ribosomal protein L41-A, mitochondrial-like. Bases 142 to 468 code for a protein of 108 amino acids. NCBI's taxonomy places the organism in Eukaryota, Viridiplantae, Streptophyta, Magnoliopsida, Fabales, Fabaceae. Gene Ontology annotation, biological process: translation. The record is from RefSeq and is a predicted model, not a curated record. Gene Ontology annotation, molecular function: structural constituent of ribosome. The transcript has 3 exons. Gene Ontology annotation, cellular component: mitochondrial large ribosomal subunit.
CGUUCAACUCUUCUUCCUCUCUCUCUCUCUCUCUCUCUCUCUCUCUCUCUCUCUCUCUCAAGCUGCUGCGCCACUCAUCCGACGAUUCCGGCCUUCCCUUAUUCCUCUCAAAUCGCCGGCGCAGGUCUCCUAUAGAAGAAGAUGCCUCUGGGGCUAAUUUUAGGAAUAGGAAGGGCAUUUCGAAGGAAGCGAACAUCCUCACUUGAUAUUUUAUCACCAAAACGUGCUCCUCGAGGUUUUUACAAGGGAAAGAACUGCAAGUCCACUGGUUUCUACACUCGCAAGGCUGGGUAUGUGAUAUUGCAGGAAAAGUUACCAAACUAUGUAGUUCCUGAUUUGACUGGUUUUAAGGUUUGCAUCUUCCACUUAUUUAAUUUAUCACUAUGUUGCCUUGCUUUCUUUCUGCUUAUUUACCGUGUUAACAUUUACAUGGAUAACGAUUGGUUUUUGGGGCUUCUGCUUCCUUGAUAAUAUAACUUGACAUUGUUCCUUUAAUUCCU